Molecule: messenger RNA, 414 nt
Organism: Phytophthora sojae
Lineage: Eukaryota; Oomycota; Peronosporomycetes; Peronosporales; Peronosporaceae
Exons: 1
Coding region: 1-414 (137 amino acids)
Biological process (GO): regulation of DNA-templated transcription
Cellular component (GO): nucleus
Source: RefSeq, a predicted model, not a curated record
AUGGACGACGGAGACGACGAGGCAAUGCUUUUGCGUGCUGGCAUACCGCCGGCAGCCACGCCUCUAGCCGAUGACGACGAGACGCAACAACGCAUCGAGCGGUUCCUGCGCGUCCAGCGAGAACGCGGCCAGGACUUCCAGACGACGCUGCAGGACAAGAAGGAGGUGCGCAACCCGUACAUCCUGGAAAAGGUGGUCGAGUAUUUCGGCAUCGACGAGCUGCAGUCCAAUUUCCCCCCGGAUGUAUUUGAUCCGCAUGGUCUUCCGUUGCACGAAUUCGCCGAUGCAUUGGCUCUCGAGCAGAAAAAGCGGGCGGAUGCUCGAGCACAGCGCCAACUGCAGCAGCAACGGAAUGGUGCGGACCCGCGCCAGCUGCAAUUCGUAUCAGGUAACCCAUCGAGUAACGGAGGUUAA